UACGUACAAAACAAAAUGGCGUCCUACUGUUUCACUGUCACUCGGUUGCGGCUGGCCCUUGGAAGCGGUGCAAGGCGAUUGCAUGUGUCUGCUGCCCUCAGCGCCGAGGCCAAAGUGGCAAUGAGCCGCUUUGAGCCGGGUUCCAGCAUUAACUAUGAGCAGCUGCAUCAGAACAUCAACAUUGUGAGAAAGAGACUCAACAGACCUCUGACGCUGUCUGAGAAGAUUGUGUACGGUCAUUUGGAUGAUCCGGCAGGGCAGGAGAUUGAGCGCGGUCGCACUUACCUGCGCUUGCGUCCGGACCGUGUGGCUAUGCAGGAUGCUACAGCUCAAAUGGCCAUGCUCCAGUUCAUCAGCAGUGGUCUUCCCAAGGUAGCGGUGCCGUCCACUAUCCACUGUGAUCAUCUGAUUGAGGCUCAGAUCGGAGGGGCUCAGGACCUACAGAGGGCUAAGGAUAUAAACCAGGAAGUUUAUAACUUCCUGGCAACUGCUGGUGCCAAAUACGGAGUAGGCUUCUGGAAACCAGGUUCAGGAAUCAUUCAUCAGAUCAUUUUGGAGAACUAUGCAUAUCCUGGGGUGAUGCUGAUCGGUACAGACUCACAUACUCCCAAUGGUGGUGGUCUGGGUUGUGUCUGCAUCGGCGUCGGUGGAGCUGAUGCUGUGGAUGUCAUGGCUGGAAUCCCUUGGGAGCUCAAGUGCCCCAAAGUGAUUGGAGUGAAGCUAACGGGCUCCCUGUCAGGGUGGACAUCUCCAAAGGAUGUCAUCUUGAAGGUGGCUGGCAUACUGACUGUAAAGGGCGGCACUGGUGCCAUUGUAGAGUAUCAUGGGCCAGGAGUUGACUCCAUUUCUUGUACAGGUAUGGCCACCAUCUGCAACAUGGGUGCUGAGAUUGGCGCGACCACCUCGCUUUUCCCCUACAACCAUCGCAUGAAGACUUACCUUGAGAAAACUGGUCGUGCAGAGAUUGCCUCUCUGUCUGAAAAGUUCAAAGAUGACUUGGUUCCAGAUAACGGUUGCGAAUACGACCAGACCGUCGAGAUUAACCUGAGUGAGUUGAAGCCUCACAUCAACGGGCCUUUCACCCCGGACUUGGCCCACCCUGUGUCUGACAUCGGCGCCACUGCUCAGAAGAACGGCUGGCCCCUCGAGGUUAAAGUUGGUCUGAUUGGUAGCUGCACAAACUCCAGCUAUGAGGACAUGGGCAGAGCCGCCUCGCUUGCCAAGCAGGCCUUGGAUAAAGGGAUGAAGUGCAAGGCUCAGUUCACAGUCACCCCUGGUUCUGAACAGAUUCGGGCUACCAUUGAGAGGGACGGAUAUGCCAAGAUCUUGAGUGAUGUUGGGGGGAUUGUACUCGCCAAUGCAUGUGGACCUUGCAUCGGUCAAUGGGACAGGCAGGAUGUGAAAAAAGGCGAGAAGAACACUAUUGUCACUUCCUACAACAGAAAUUUCACUGGUCGAAAUGAUGCUAAUCCCGCCACACAUGCUUUUGUCACCUCCCCUGAGAUUGUCACCGCGAUGGCUCUGGCCGGAACCCUUAACUUCAACCCAGAGACGGACUAUUUGACCGCUCCUAACGGCGAGAAAUUUAAGUUGGAGCCCCCGUGUGGUGACGAGCUCCCCUCCAGAGACUUUGACCCUGGCCAAGACACCUACCAGCAUCCUCCGGCUGAAGGCGGCUCUGUUAAGGUGGAUGUAAACCCUUCCAGCAAUCGCCUGCAGCUACUGGAGCCCUUUGAUAAGUGGCAUGGAGGAGACCUGGAAGACAUGAAGGUCCUUAUCAAGGUGAAGGGGAAGUGUACCACGGAUCACAUCAGCGCCGCCGGGCCCUGGCUAAAAUUCCGCGGUCACCUCGACAACAUCUCUAACAACAUGCUCAUUGGUGCCGUUAACACAGAGAACGACGCGGUCAACAAAGUCAAGAACUAUCUCACCGGAGAGUAUGACGGAGUACCGGAUGUGGCUCGCCACUACAAGGCCAAUGGAGUCAACUGGGUGGUCGUUGGAGAUGAAAACUACGGCGAAGGAUCCAGCAGAGAACAUGCUGCCCUGGAGCCUCGACACUUGGGGGGACGGGCUAUCAUCGUCAAAAGCUUUGCGAGGAUCCACGAGACCAACCUGAAGAAGCAAGGUUUGCUGCCACUAACAUUCGCCAACGCGAGCGACUAUGACAAAAUUCGCCCCGACGACCACAUUUCGAUCACCGGCCUGAAAUCCUUUGCUCCCGGCAAGCCGCUGACAGCGGUGAUCAAACAUGGCGACGGCAGCCAGGAGUCCAUCUCCCUAAACCACACUUUCAAUGAGACGCAAAUCGAGUGGUUCAAAGCUGGUUCCGCUCUCAACAGGAUGAAGACGCUCCAGUAAUUGGUUGAGGAUGAAAGGCGAGGCUUAGCGUGGCCACCGAAGGGCUUUAGUAUGGGUGAAGAAGGGAAGAGGUGAAGGUAGAUAUGGUGUGAACACUUUAUGAUAACCACAUCUGUGGUCCAUUUUAGUAAGAGCACAUUCACACAAACACAAAGUCGCUGGACAGAUGAAAAGCGCACACAGCCACUGAUUGGAUUGCACAAUACAGAGUCAAAUAAAAUGAGCACAGCUGACUUUAGUGUGAGAAGCUUAGCAAAAUCAUCUAUUUCAUGGCUGCACUCCAUAUUUGAGUCACGCACACAGUUUGCUUUAGUGCAUGUGAACCUUGAUUAUUAUUAUUUUUUUGAACAUCACAAAUCAUUAUUAUGAUGUGGCCGUUUUUCCUAUUUCCUAUAAACAUGCUGCUACUAUUCUUAGCAUUAACUCUUUAUUCUUUUCCCCCCUGUGUUUAUUUGUUCAUUUUGCAUGUCUGAAACAUGACAUAUUGUCAUUGAUUUGUCAUUGAAAGAAUUUGGAAGUUGAUCCUCCAGAAAGAUUUGUUACACUAGCCAACACUCUAGCUACUCCAAUAUUUCCCAAAUGCCUGUAUACCAUCUAGCCCUUAAUAAUGCAUCUAUGUUGUGUAAUUAUUUUGCACCUGAUAGAUCGUGACUUAAUUCACUCAUCAUACAUGAAUUCUUCAACAAUGUAAUCAUUAGCUAUCCCAUAUUUACAGUGCAGAACCUGUGAGGUUAUUUUUGUAUUUGUCUUCUUCUUGUACUUUUGCAGAGAUCAUGUUUUUUUUAAUACAAUGAUGAGAGCUCCAUAAAUGUGCUUAAAUGUCACAGUUUGGUGUAAAUGAUGUGCUAUCUUGCUGCACUAUGUAUAGAAGUGUGUACAUAAAUAACAGAAUAAAUAUAUAUUAAGUGAAAGUUAGUUAAUGUAGGCUACUAGUCUAUUAAAUAUCUUGAGAAUGUAUUAUUUCUCCUAUUGUAAAGCAACUUGUCACAAUAUUGUUUAUCAAUGAACCUGUGCUCAAAUGCCCAUUGAUCCUCUUGUUUUGGUCUGCUUAACAAAAAUAAUCAAAUGACAACUUCCAUACAAUGUGAUGCAAUUUCAAUAUGAUUGUUUUCCACAGCUCUUCAUUUGAUAAUUGAGCCUGAUCUAACUCGUGAAAAAUGUGUGCCAUCUCCAUUGUAUAAUUAUUUUAUGUAGCCAAUGCUAAUAAUUACUGUGAUAAAAUAAUCAAUUUAA
Syngnathus typhle (broad-nosed pipefish) is the source of this 3594-nucleotide messenger RNA. RefSeq names its product aconitate hydratase, mitochondrial-like. Bases 16 to 2361 code for a protein of 781 amino acids. Lineage: Eukaryota; Metazoa; Chordata; Actinopteri; Syngnathiformes; Syngnathidae. Gene Ontology annotation, biological process: tricarboxylic acid cycle. The record is from RefSeq and is a predicted model, not a curated record. Gene Ontology annotation, molecular function: 4 iron, 4 sulfur cluster binding; aconitate hydratase activity. Gene Ontology annotation, cellular component: cytosol; mitochondrion. The transcript is spliced from 18 exons.